Molecule: messenger RNA, 2120 nt
Organism: Corticium candelabrum
Lineage: Eukaryota; Metazoa; Porifera; Homoscleromorpha; Homosclerophorida; Plakinidae
Product: kelch-like protein 5
Exons: 1
Coding region: 71-1804 (577 amino acids)
Molecular function (GO): protein binding
Source: RefSeq, a predicted model, not a curated record
GGUUGGUGUCCCGUAUUUCCACUGGGUGUCACCCGGGUCAAUCAUCACUACUGCCGCUCGCGAGCGGUUCAUGGAGGCCUCAUGCGGAGACAGGACGAUCUUUUACGCUCAAGAGCACGACGCCCGUCUCCUCGAAUCGGUCAGAUCGCUUCGCGAGGAGUCCCGUCUCUGUGACGUUGUCAUUCAUGUCGGUGACACGGAAAUACAGUCUCACCGUCUCGUCCUCGUCGCCUACAGCGGCUAUUUCCGCGCCAUGUACACGAGCUGCUCGGAGAUGGUCGAAUCAAGCCUUCCGGACGUGACACUUCAUGAUGUGGACGCAAGUGCAGUGAAAAACUUGAUCGACUUCAUGUAUACUUCACAGCUGGAGCUUCGCACCGACAGUGUUCAACAUAUCUUGAAGGCCGCUUGCUUAUUGGCCAUACCCUCGGUCGUUGACGCGUGCUGUCAGUUUGUGCAAGCUCAUCUUCACACCAGCAAUUGUCUCGGAAUCCGUCAGUUCGCUGCCGCUCACGGUUGUGUGGAACUGAAGAGAGCGGCCGAUCAACACAUGAAGUCGAAUUUCGUCGAACUGGUGCGUUGUGAAGAGUUCCUCAACAUGGCAGGCGAUGAGCUCGUAGAAUUGCUUGCUGACGACGACGUCGAGGUGCAACGCGAAGAGCAGGUUGUUGAUGCAGCAUUGAAUUGGCUUAGACAUGACGCAUCUGGCCGGAAACACUUCGCCCCGGAUAUCCUUGCUACUCUACGCUUGCCGUUCGUCCAGCCUGCGUGUCUAGUUGACAAGCUCGAUAAGGAGGAGAUGUUUCAAGGUGAUUUGAGAUGCCAGCAGCUCAUCUAUGAAGCAAUGAAGUAUCAUCUUGUACCCGAUCAUCGGCCUCUGCUGAGAUGGACUUCGACGUAUGAACCGAGGAAGAGCACUCGAGGAAUUCUACUCGUCAUCGGUGGUACACAGUCGAGCAAAGGUGGAUUGUCAGUUGAACGAUAUGACCCUCGAUCGAAUUCGUGGAGCGUCGUGUGCGGAAUGGGAACACGGAGACUACAGUUCGGUGCCGCUGUAGUGAGAGAGUAUCUUUACGUUGUCGGUGGUCGGGAUGGUUUGAAGACGCUUAAAACGGUGGAACGAUAUGAUCCUGUGGAGGGCAGUUGGACGAGCAUCACGCCAAUGUGUGCUCAUCGUCAUGGUGUCGGCGUCGGUGUCCUCGGCGGUCCCAUGUAUGCAGUCGGCGGACACGACGGCUGGUCGUACUUGAACAGCGUGGAACGGUUUGAUCCCGAGACCGAGCAGUGGUCGUACGUGGCAUCAAUGAAGACGGCUCGAAGCACGGCGGGUGUCGCUGCUCUAAAUAACAAACUAUAUGCCGUCGGCGGACGAGACAGUUCAACAUGUCUUGCAACCGUGGAACGUUACGAUCCACAUACAAACAAGUGGACCGAGGCUGCGUCGUUGAAUAAACGUCGUGGUGGCUUAGGCCUCGCUGCGCUCAACAACCGUUUAUAUGCCGUCGGCGGGCAUGACAGUUCGACCAUAUUUGACUCCGUCGAAUGCUACGAUCCGGGUACCAAUCAGUGGUUGAUGAUCGCGUCGAUGUCUAUCCCUCGAGAUGCCGUCGGGACGGUCGGAUUUGGUAACCGACUGUUUACCAUAGGGGGAUACAACGGUCAGACACAUCUCAGUUCCGGUGAAGCAUAUGAUGUGGAUAAGAACGAAUGGUAUCCCGUCGCUGGGUUGACAGUUGGUCGUGCCGGCGCGGGAGUCGUUUGGAUGCCCAGCAAGCCACACCAUAGCUAUCUCAUGGUGUGUUAGGUAAGUAACGCCUUUAGUAUACAGUAUAGUACGAACGCGUUGAAGAGGUGGUACUAGUUUAUUGGAGCACACGAGAGCAUUUUGUAUUGACAUUGUAGCUUUAUUGAAUUUUAAUGUAUUUGACACAGUUGAGAGGAUAUGGAUUGGUUUUUAUCUAUAGAACACAUAGUUUACAUAGUUUACGUUUUGUAAGAACAUAGAGCACAAAGUGCAGGGUGACUUUGAUAGGAAAGACGUAGGAGUACUAGUGAUGUGGCAGCGCUGAGUUUGUUGUGUGGUAUUGUGUGUAAUAGUACAAGUUGAUUUAAGUAUUGCA